AUGGCUUCGCAUUACUACACCCAAACCCAAUCAUCAUUACAUAUCCUUGCAGCUCUCCUAGUACUACUACUUAUCCUUUGUUCGCAAUCCAGCCUUAUAUGUGGCCAACCGCUUUCGGAGUAUAAUAUUGACAACUCCUCCUCUAUUAUAUCCUGGACCAACAUUAGCUCCUAUGUCCCAGAUUAUUCAGAUGGAGUUGGAUCAUCCCGGGCUAUCCUGUUCAGACAAAUCACUUCUUCUACGACCUUUGCAUGUGGCCUAAUCUGUGAUGACUUGGGCACUACCUGCCUCUUCGGUGUCCUCUAUUCUUAUUACAACUGGCGUUACAACCAGUAUCUAAUCUGGUCUGCUAUCCAGAAGCGAACUGUGACAGUAAAUGCAAGCAUGGAACUGAGGCGAGAUGGAGGGUUGUUUCUGAUGGACUCUGAUGGAUCCCUGGUUUGGUCCACGCACACCAAUAGCAAUGGGAGUCGUCGUGUCUCCGGUUUGAAAUUGAGGGAGAAUGGAAAUCUUGUCAUUUUUGGACAAAAUAAUGAAACCAUUUGGCAGUCUUUUGAUUAUCCAGUGGACGUUAUACCAUCUUGGAAAGGGCAAGUAAAACGUAGGUCAAUGGAGCUUAUAAGAGGCAGCAUAUCAACUACAAACUAUGGAGAAGGUUGGGUUCCAUUGUCUCUAGUUCUCCUGUUCCGUCAAAGCAGCAUUUAUAAUGAUGCGAUGUUUGCGUGUGGCUUAAUCUGUGACGACUUAGGCACUACCUGCCUCUUCGGUGUCCUCUUAUUACGUCAUGACCGUCAACAGGAUAUGGAUAUACCCAAUGAAUUAACGUUGGAUUACCAGAGUCUAGUUUGGUCUGCUAACAGGAACCAUCCUGUUACAGUAAAUGCAAGCGUGGAACUGAGGCGAGAUGGAGGGUUGUUGUUGAUGGACUCUAAUGGAACAGUGGUUUGGUCCACACACACUAAUGGGAAUCCUACCUUGGGUUUGAAUUUGACGGAAAAUGGAAACCUUGUCAUUUUUGGCCAAAGUAAUGAAACCAUUUGGCAAUCUUUUGAUCAUCCUACAGACACCUUACUACCUGGCCAACUAAUGCCCGGACAGACGCUCAAGGCUAGCAUAUCUAAAUCAAACUUUGAAGAAGGUUCGUAUUCAGUCAGCAUUGGUGAUGGCUAUUCGGUUCGUGCUUAUUUACGCUCCUCUAAUGCCUACUGGUAUGAGUAUACCCCGGUUAUGGGAGUAUAUGUAAAUUUUUCGAAAUAUUGGCAAAACUAUGAAUUCCUCAAGUUUGAGCCUGAUGGGCAUUUGACAGCGUACGGAUGGUCAUCACCAUAUGAGUCUGAUGUUUUUGCAAUUGGUUUUUGUGGAUACCCAUUGGUUUGCGGAAGAUACGGUGUUUGUGAGUAUGAUCAAUACUGUAAUUGUCCUCCUGGACUCAGCCUUUUCACGCAAAUAAACACUAGUCAACCGAGCCAAGGAUGUUCUUUAAUUACUCCCAUUUCGUGUGAACAUUCCCAACUGCAUACUCUUCUGGAGAUAAAGGAUACUACUUAUAUUGGUCAAUAUUUGUUGAAUGAAUUUGGUGAGUACAGGGAUUUAGAAAGUUGUAAAAAGGCAUGCUUAAGGAACUGCUCCUGCAAAGCAGCUCAUUUUAAUGGUCAUUAUUCAAAAGGAUACUAUUUAUUGCUAAAUGAAGUUCUCUCCCUUGUGACCACGGACGUGGGAAACAACAUAUCUGUUUAUCUAAAGCUGCAAAAUUCGUCGACAAUCCUACAGAGUCAUCCAUGGAUUCUGCAGAGGCAUGCCAAGACAACUUUGGGGAUUACUGAAACAAAAAAGUUCAGCUCAAAGAUGAGGAGGAGGAGUUUUUGGAUGGUCUGCCAGGGUUGCCUACUCGAUUCUCUUAUGAAAACUUGA
Ipomoea triloba (trilobed morning glory) is the source of this 1911-nucleotide messenger RNA. Its product is annotated as G-type lectin S-receptor-like serine/threonine-protein kinase At5g35370. The coding region runs from base 1 to 1911 and encodes 636 amino acids. NCBI's taxonomy places the organism in Eukaryota, Viridiplantae, Streptophyta, Magnoliopsida, Solanales, Convolvulaceae. The transcript is spliced from 3 exons. The record is from RefSeq and is a predicted model, not a curated record.